Messenger RNA from Anolis sagrei ordinatus, 2738 nucleotides. The record is from RefSeq and is a predicted model, not a curated record. NCBI's taxonomy places the organism in Eukaryota, Metazoa, Chordata, Lepidosauria, Squamata, Anolidae.
GACCCUGUCCAGCUGCACAGCGGCAGCAGGAGGAGGAGGAGGAGGAGGAAGGAGAGGAGAGCAGACAAAGCCUGGAAGGAGAAGGAGACAUGAGCAGCGGUGCUUGCGUGUUCCUGCGUAUUCCCUUGAGCAUGUGAAGGGCGCCGUCCCCGCAGAGAGAAGGGCCGUCUCCCUCCAUUCAGUGCCAGGGAUGAGCAUCAACAGCGACUAUGGGGAGGAAUGGGGCCGGUCGGAGGCCGGGGAGCGGGCCCGCCUGCUGCAGAGCCCCUGCGUGGAGACGGCCAUGGUGGCCAUGGGGCCGAAGGGGGGCGAGGGUCGGGGCUCGGCCUCCACCUCGGCCUUGGGGGCCGUCUUCAUCGUGGUGAACGCCGCGCUCGGGGCCGGGCUGCUCAACUUCCCCGCCGCCUUCAGCAUGGCCGGCGGAGUCGGGGCCGGGAUCGCCCUCCAGAUGUGCAUGCUGGUCUUCAUCAUUGGGGGGCUGGUCAUCCUGGGCUACUGCUCGCAGGCCAGCAACGAGAGCACCUACCAGGAGGUGGUCUGGGCCGUCUGCGGAAGGGUCCCCGGCGUGCUCUGCGAGGUCGCCAUCGCCGUCUACACCUUCGGCACCUGCAUCGCCUUCCUCAUCAUCAUCGGCGACCAGCAGGACAAGAUCAUUGCGGCCUUGGUGAAGGACCCCCCGGGGACAGAGCGCUGGUACACUGACCGGAAGUUCACCAUCAGCCUGACGGCCUUCCUGCUCAUCCUGCCCCUCUCCCUCCCCAAGGAGAUCGGCUUCCAGAAGUACGCCAGUGCCCUGAGUGUGGUGGGGACCUGGUACGUCACUGCCAUCAUCAUCAUCAGGUACAUUUGGCCUGAUCAAGCCAUCAGCCCAGAAGACAUUCCAACCAGACCUUCCUCCUGGAUGUCCGUGUUCAACGCCAUGCCUACCAUCUGCUUUGGCUUCCAGUGCCACGUCAGCAGCGUCCCUGUCUUCAACAGCAUGAAGCACCCAGAGCUGAAACCUUGGGGAGCAGUCGUGACGGCAGCCAUGGUCAUCGCCCUCUUUGUUUACAUUGGUACAGGGGUCUGUGGCUUCCUGACCUUUGGCUCCCGGGUGGAUCAGGACGUGCUCAUGUCCUACCCGUCCAGUGACGUCCCUGUGGCUAUCGCCAGAGCCUUCAUCAUCCUCUGCGUCCUCACCUCAUACCCCAUCCUCCACUUCUGCGGACGGGCGGUGCUGGAGGGCCUGUGGCUGCGCUUCAAGGGGGAGGCGGUGGAGGAGGACGUGGGGCGGGAGCGGCGCCGGCGCUGGGCCCAGACGGGGACCUGGUUCCUCCUGACGCUCCUCCUGGCCCUCUUCAUCCCGGACAUCGGGAAGGUCAUCUCCCUCAUCGGCGGGCUGGCCGCCUGCUUCAUCUUUGUCUUCCCAGGACUCUGCCUCAUCCACACGAAGCUCUCCGAGAUCCAAGAGGCCCGUCCGGCCAGUUGGUGGGUGAUGGUUUGCUAUGGCGUCUUCAUGGUUGUCCUGGGAGCCUUUAUCUUUGGGCAGACGACAGCCAAUGCCGUCUCCACAGAUCUCACAAAGUGACCCCCCGGAUGCUGCCCUUCGGAUGUUUGGUGGGAAGAAAGGCAUCCGGACUCGGUUCUUGGGAAGAAGUUGACUCGGGUGUCCCUUCCUUCCAUCUUCCGUUCCAGAUUCUUGACCACUGGACCCGGGGUUUCGCCUCUUUUUAAUGAACUCGUCCUAUUUGAGCUUUAACACAAACUGAAUUCUCCUUUGCCUUUUGGACUAUCACUUAUGGGAGACAAAAAGGGACUCUGUAUUUCUUUUAAUAUUUGGUCUUGUGUGCACUUGUGUUAAUGGGACGCAGGCCGUUCACAACACAACUUGCACUCGCUCUCUCUCUAUAUAUAUAUGUAGACGACUGGUUAAUUCCACCCUUACCAGGAAUGUCACAAAACGCAUGGGUCUCCUGGCUAAAGAGACAACAAAACAGUCCCAGGCGAAGCAGGCCUGUAGCCCGCUUGUUGUGUCCCGGUGAGGCUCUCACACUGGUCCCAGUUUGAAAAAUGGCACCCACAUUCCAUGUUUACAAGCCUUUGGGUGACAGUCGCAGUAUUCCUUUGCUGGGGAGAGGCUUCUUUUUAGGCAACAGCUCUUUGAGUUCUGACUUUGUGGAGCUCAAAUACGGCUCAAUUGACUGAGCCAACUGAAUUCAACCAGAACGGAUACUUGAUGGCUUUGAUGUAAACACUGUUCACACUACACCACUGUAGCACAUUGCUUCUCCUUUAUCAUACGGGCAACCUCAGGCUCGUAAUGGAGUGCGGCACUAGAGUUUCCUCCUGAAAACUGCAAAUCCCAAGGAUGCAGUUGCAGCAAUUGAAAUGGGAUGCUAUAAUUCCCAUUUGUGGGGUGGAAGGAGGGCUCGUUUGUGCAUGCAUUUCUUGCAGAGCGCCAUGCAGGUUGCAACUUUACUUGAAUGUUUGCAACACAGCAGCUUCAAAGCCCUCGUUGCCCUUUCCUUUGGGAAAAUGCGCUAGAAACACUCAUUUUGGCAAGGUCAGUCAAUUCAUUUUUUAAGUGCAAAAAUAAUGGCGGAGGGUUGUUUCUUUUUUUCAAGGUGCUAACUUUUAUUUUAUUUUUUUCCUGUCUCAAAUGUAAAUGGCUUGGGAUCGGGAGGUUUCAAGGGACAAGGUCACUGUGAAAAAUAACAAUGACUAAGAACAAUAAUAAUAAACACUUGACUUCUUGCUGA